CCACAGCUCUCUCCUGCACUCUGUCUUCUUUCCUUGCUGUUCUCAGGCCCCAGCCAGCUUGAGCCCCUUUCCUCUCGAAGGCACAUUCGAGAAGCCAAGGCGCAGCCAUGGCGGAUGCAGAGAUGUCUGCGUUUGGGGAGGCCGCCCCCUAUCUGCGCAAGUCGGAGAAGGAGCGGCUGGAAGACCAGACCAGGCCUUUCGACCUCAAGAAGGAUGUCUUCGUGCCUGAUGUCAAAGAGGAGUUCGUCAAGGCCAAGAUUAUGUCUCGAGAGGGUGGCAAAGUCACCGCCGAGACAGAGUUUGGCAAGACGGUGACUGUGAAGGAGGAACAGGUGUUGCAGCAGAACCCGCCCAAGUUCGACAAGAUCGAGGACAUGGCCAUGCUGACCUUCCUGCACGAGCCCGCGGUGCUCUACAACCUCAAGGAGCGCUACGCGUGCUGGAUGAUCUACACCUACUCGGGCCUCUUCUGCGUCACCAUCAACCCCUACAAGUGGCUGCCGGUGUACAACGCCGAGGUGGUGGCCGCCUACCGGGGCAAGAAGAGGAGUGAGGCGCCGCCCCAUAUCUUCUCCAUCUCCGACAACGCCUACCAGUACAUGCUGACAGACAGAGAAAACCAGUCCAUCCUGAUCACCGGAGAAUCUGGGGCAGGGAAGACGGUCAACACCAAGAGGGUCAUCCAGUACUUUGCUGUCAUUGCUGCCAUUGGUGAUCGCAGCAAGAAGGAGCAGGCCUCAGGCAAGGGCACCCUCGAGGACCAGAUCAUCGAGGCCAACCCCGCCCUGGAGGCCUUCGGCAACGCCAAGACCGUCCGGAAUGACAACUCCUCCCGCUUUGGGAAAUUCAUUCGAAUCCAUUUUGGGGCCACCGGAAAGUUGGCAUCUGCAGACAUAGAGACCUACCUUCUGGAAAAAUCCAGAGUUAUUUUCCAGCUGAGAGCAGAGAGAGAUUAUCACAUUUUCUACCAAAUCCUGUCUAACAGAAAGCCUGAGCUGCUGGACAUGCUGCUGAUCACCAACAACCCCUAUGACUAUGCAUUCAUCUCCCAAGGAGAGACUACUGUGGACUCAAUUGAUGACGCAGAGGAGCUUAUGGCCACUGAUAAUGCCUUUGAUGUGCUGGGCUUCAGUUCAGAGGAGAAGAACUCCAUGUACAAGCUGACGGGAGCCAUCAUGCACUUUGGAAACAUGAAGUUCAAACUCAAGCAGCGAGAGGAGCAGGCCGAGCCAGAUGGCACCGAAGAGGCCGACAAGUCCGCCUACCUCAUGGGGCUGAACUCAGCCGACCUGCUCAAGGGGCUGUGCCACCCUCGGGUGAAGGUGGGCAACGAGUACGUCACCAAGGGGCAGAAUGUCCAGCAGGUGGCGUACGCCACUGGGGCGCUGGCCAAGGCCGUGUACGAGAAGAUGUUCAGCUGGAUGGUGACGCGGAUCAAUGCCACCCUGGAGACCAGGCAGCCGCGCCAGUACUUCAUAGGCGUCCUGGACAUUGCCGGCUUCGAGAUCUUCGACUUCAACAGCUUUGAGCAGCUCUGCAUCAACUUCACCAACGAGAAGCUGCAGCAGUUCUUCAACCACCACAUGUUCGUGCUGGAGCAGGAGGAGUACAAGAAGGAGGGCAUCGAGUGGGAGUUCAUCGACUUCGGCAUGGACCUGCAGGCCUGCAUCGACCUCAUCGAGAAGCCCAUGGGCAUCAUGUCCAUCCUGGAGGAGGAGUGCAUGUUCCCCAAGGCCACUGACAUGACCUUCAAGGCUAAGCUGUUCGACAACCACCUGGGCAAGUCCAGCAACUUCCAGAAGCCACGCAACAUCAAGGGGAGGCCGGAAGCCCACUUCUCCCUGAUCCACUACGCCGGCACCGUGGACUACAACAUCAUAGGCUGGCUACAAAAAAACAAAGACCCGCUCAACGAGACGGUGGUGGAGUUGUACAAGAAAUCCUCGCUUAAGAUGCUCAGCGCCCUGUUUGCCAACUAUGCUGGGUUUGACACACCUAUCGAAAGGGGCAAAGGCAAGGCCAAGAAAGGCUCAUCUUUUCAGACCGUGUCAGCUCUGCACAGGGAGAAUCUGAACAAGCUGAUGACCAACUUGCGCUCCACACACCCCCACUUCGUGCGGUGCAUCAUCCCCAAUGAGACAAAGACUCCAGGGCUGAUAGACAACCCCCUGGUCAUGCACCAGCUGCGCUGCAAUGGCGUGCUGGAGGGCAUCCGCAUCUGCAGGAAGGGCUUCCCCAACCGCAUCCUCUACGGGGACUUCCGGCAGAGGUACCGCAUCCUGAACCCGGCAGCCAUCCCCGAGGGCCAGUUCAUUGACAGCAGGAAAGGGACAGAGAAGCUGCUGGGCUCCCUGGACAUUGACCACAACCAGUACAAGUUCGGCCACACCAAGGUGUUCUUCAAGGCGGAGCUGCUGGGGCUGCUGGAGGAGAUGCGGGACGAGAGGCUGAGCCGCAUCAUCACCCGCAUCCAGGCUCAGUCCCGGGGUGUGCUCUCCAGAAUGGAGUUCAAGAAGCUGUUGGAACGCAGAGACUCCCUGCUGGUAAUCCAGUGGAACAUUCGGGCCUUCAUGGGGGUCAAGAACUGGCCUUGGAUGAAGCUCUACUUCAAGAUCAAACCGCUGCUGAAGAGCGCAGAGAGAGAGAAGGAGAUAGCCCUCAUGAAGGAGGAGUUUGGGCGCCUCAAAGAGGCUCUGGAGAAGUCGGAGGCUCGACGCAAGGAGCUGGAGGAGAAGAUGGUGUCCCUGCUGCAGGAGAAGAACGACCUGCAGCUCCAACUGCAGGCGGAACAAGACAACCUGGCUGAUGCAGAAGAGCGCUGCGACCAGCUGAUCAAGAACAAGAUCCAGCUGGAGGCCAAGGUGAAGGAGAUGACCGAGAGGCUGGAGGACGAGGAGGAGAUGAACGCCGAGCUCACGGCCAAGAAGCGCAAGCUGGAAGACGAGUGCUCUGAGCUCAAGAGGGACAUUGAUGACCUGGAGCUGACGCUGGCCAAGGUGGAGAAGGAGAAGCACGCAACAGAGAACAAGGUGAAGAACCUGACAGAGGAGAUGGCUGGGCUGGACGAGAUCAUUGCCAAGCUGACCAAGGAGAAGAAAGCUCUGCAAGAGGCCCACCAACAGGCCCUGGAUGACCUUCAGGCUGAGGAGGACAAGGUCAACACCCUGACCAAGGCCAAGGUCAAGCUGGAACAGCAUGUGGACGAUCUGGAGGGAUCCCUGGAGCAGGAAAAGAAGGUGCGCAUGGACCUGGAACGAGCCAAGCGGAAGCUCGAGGGAGACCUGAAGCUGACCCAGGAGAGCAUCAUGGACCUGGAGAACGACAAGCAGCAGCUGGAUGAGCGGCUAAAAAAGAAGGACUUUGAGCUGAACGCCCUCAAUGCGAGGAUUGAGGAUGAGCAGGCCCUGGGCAGCCAGCUGCAGAAGAAGCUCAAAGAGCUUCAGGCACGCAUCGAGGAGCUGGAGGAGGAGCUGGAGGCCGAGCGCACUGCGCGGGCCAAGGUGGAGAAGCUGCGCUCAGACCUGUCCCGGGAGCUGGAGGAGAUCAGUGAGCGGCUGGAGGAGGCCGGCGGGGCCACAUCCGUGCAGAUCGAGAUGAACAAGAAGCGCGAGGCUGAGUUUCAGAAGAUGAGGCGGGACCUGGAGGAGGCCACGCUGCAGCACGAGGCCACGGCGGCCGCCCUGCGCAAGAAGCACGCCGACAGCGUGGCCGAGCUGGGCGAGCAGAUCGACAACCUGCAGCGCGUGAAGCAGAAGCUGGAGAAGGAGAAGAGCGAGUUCAAGCUGGAGCUGGACGACGUCACCUCCAACAUGGAGCAGAUCAUCAAGGCCAAGGCUAACCUGGAGAAGAUGUGUCGGACCCUGGAGGACCAGAUGAACGAGCACCGAAGUAAGGCCGAGGAGACCCAGCGUUCUGUCAACGACCUCACCAGCCAGCGGGCAAAGCUGCAGACCGAGAACGGUGAGCUGUCCCGGCAGCUGGAUGAGAAGGAGGCGCUGAUCUCCCAGCUGACCCGAGGCAAGCUCACCUAUACCCAGCAGCUGGAGGACCUCAAGAGGCAGCUGGAGGAGGAGGUUAAGGCGAAGAACGCCCUGGCCCACGCGCUGCAGUCAGCCCGGCACGACUGUGACCUGCUGCGGGAGCAAUACGAGGAGGAGACGGAGGCCAAGGCCGAGCUGCAGCGCGCCCUGUCCAAGGCCAACUCGGAGGUGGCCCAGUGGAGGACCAAGUAUGAGACGGACGCCAUCCAGAGGACCGAGGAGCUGGAGGAGGCCAAGGGAGCACCUCGAGACCUUCAAGCGGGAGAACAGGACGCUGCAGGGUGCCGGGCCCAGGCCGGGGGCGGGGCAGGGAGGGUCCGCACGUGGCGCCCCCCAGCGGCUCCUAGAGGCGUGCCCACCCCACCCCCACCCCCCGCUGGACCCCGGCUGCCCCCCGCUGAGCGGCCCGCCCCUCCCACAGAGGAGAUCUCCGACCUGACUGAGCAGCUGGGCUCCAGUGGAAAGACCAUCCACGAGCUGGAGAAGGUCCGCAAGCAGCUGGAGGCCGAGAAGCUGGAGCUGCAGUCGGCCCUGGAGGAGGCCGAGGCCUCCCUGGAGCACGAGGAGGGCAAGAUCCUGCGGGCCCAGCUGGAGUUCAACCAGAUCAAGGCAGAGAUGGAGCGGAAGCUGGCAGAGAAGGACGAAGAGAUGGAGCAGGCGAAGCGCAACCACCUGCGGGUGGUGGACUCCCUGCAGACCUCCCUGGACGCGGAGACGCGCAGCCGCAACGAGGCCCUGCGGGUGAAGAAGAAGAUGGAGGGCGACCUCAACGAGAUGGAGAUCCAGCUCAGCCACGCCAACCGCGUGGCCGCCGAGGCCCAGAAGCAAGUCAAGAGCCUCCAGAGCUUGCUGAAGGACACCCAGAUCCAGCUGGAUGACGUGGUCCGUGCCAACGAUGACCUGAAGGAGAACAUCGCCAUCGUGGAGCGGCGCAACAACCUGCUGCAGGCCGAGCUGGAGGAGCUGCGGGCCGUGGUGGAGCAGACGGAGCGGUCCCGGAAGCUGGCCGAGCAGGAGCUGAUCGAGACCAGCGAGCGGGUGCAGCUGCUGCACUCCCAG
Physeter macrocephalus (sperm whale) is the source of this 5099-nucleotide messenger RNA. RefSeq names its product myosin-7. The annotation marks the transcript as partial. Gene Ontology annotation, biological process: muscle filament sliding; cardiac muscle contraction; adult heart development. The record is from RefSeq and is a predicted model, not a curated record. Gene Ontology annotation, molecular function: actin filament binding; microfilament motor activity; ATP binding. Gene Ontology annotation, cellular component: myosin II complex; cytoplasm; myosin filament. NCBI's taxonomy places the organism in Eukaryota, Metazoa, Chordata, Mammalia, Artiodactyla, Physeteridae. The transcript has 33 exons.